Messenger RNA from Rhopilema esculentum, 1895 nucleotides. RefSeq names its product calumenin-A-like. Gene Ontology annotation, molecular function: calcium ion binding. NCBI's taxonomy places the organism in Eukaryota, Metazoa, Cnidaria, Scyphozoa, Rhizostomeae, Rhizostomatidae. The record is from RefSeq and is a predicted model, not a curated record. Gene Ontology annotation, cellular component: endoplasmic reticulum.
AAAAACAAUGUUGCUCGAGGUGUUUUUAUACUGAAAACCUUUUAGCAACCAAACUGGCUAGAUUUUCAAUUUCCUUCUCGAUCGGCCAUACCUAAAGCAUUGAACAACAAAAGGAUGGUAGCAAAGACUGCUUCUGAAAGCCUUGAUUGAAGUUAGCUCAAUUGCUUUAGAUUAUGUUUUACUUGUUUAAUUGGCAGUAGAGUUGAGCUGUUUCGCCUCGUCUGGUGCUUUUUGUGAAUGAAUUUGACCAAUGAGAACACCACUCGUUUCAAAACUCCGUUAUGUGUUCUGUAAGGCCUGUAUCUACAGUUGUGUUAUUGUCUUCAGGUUUGGUCACCUGGCAGCUAUCUAAAUUGUUUAACAAUCUACACAAGCUCAGCAAAAUCAUUGAUUAUUUUAUAUAUUUUUGUUAUGUUUGAUCAGCCUUCAGUUCCUGCAAUGAACACGCAGCACGUUUCUUGACAAAUAUGAUUAGGAUUGCCAUUUAUCAGCAUCUUACCAUUCAAAAGAAGAUUGCCCUCUGAUGCAGUGACUAAUUGAAUCCGCAGAGAAGAAGCCCGAGCAAGAGUUUUCACGAGGGUUUUUUUUGUUCAGCACAUCUACAAGGCCUCAGCUACUAUCUUUUGCUACAUUGUUUGGGAAAGAUUUUUACCCCCCAAUAAAUUCGUUCUAUUGAAAAGUAUCAAUUUAAAAUGGAGAUGGUCUUAAGCUUCAUUUUGCUGCAUUUACUUGCAAUAGUUAGUGGGCACGCUGACCACGACGGUGCACAUGCAACAUUAUCUGAUAGUGAGCAUUAUGAAAAGGGGAAAGAACACAACCUUGAUUACGAUCAUGAAGCAUUUCUUGGACGUGGACAUGGACAUGAUUUUGACAAACUUUCAGAAGCAGAAUCCAAACGGCGUCUAAGAAUUAUAGUGGAUAAAAUUGAUGUUAACAAGGACGGCAGUGUGGAAGACGAGCUGUUUGAAUGGAUCGAGCGACAGAGGACCCGCUACAUGUGGGAGAUGCUUGAUGACGUAAUACGCGACGAUGAUAAAAAUAAAGAUGGAAAACUAACAUGGCAGGAAUAUAAAUCUUCGCAUUAUGGAGACUGGGAUCACGAAGCAUCUAUGGAUAAUGAAUUAAAACGUAAAAUGAAAAGAGAUCAGAACAAAUUCGAAGAAGCUGAUGAAAAUAAAGACGGGUUCCUAGAGCGACAUGAGUAUGUGUAUUUUCGCCAUCCAGAGGAGAGCCACCGUGAUGUUCUUCAAAACAUAGCUGCAAACGAGGUUUUGGAUGACAUAGACCAAAACGGGGAUAGGAUUAUAGAUCUAAAAGAGUUCUUAGGCCAGUACAAUGAUAAAACUGACGCGCCAGAGUGGAUUAUAGAAGACAGAAAACAUUUCGUAGAAACAUUGGACACCGACAAGGAUGGUUCACUAAAUUUUGUAGAGACAAAGGCAUGGGUAGUUCCAAAAAAAGAAGAGUCGCGCAAGGAAGCUCAGCACUUGAUAGACGGGGCGGACGACAACGGGGACAAGACGCUCUCUGCUGAUGAGAUAGUCCUGCACUUCAACCUGUUUGUAGGUAGCAUGGUGACCGAGCAUGGGAAGACACUCAACAAACACGACGAAUUCUAGUUAACAUAGAGUUAUAGUUGAAUACAAAUUGCAAUCACCAGCCUGUUACAAAAUUUGACUAUUCUGCUGUUUUAAGAAAUGCUUGUAUAUAGCUAUGAAGAAAUUCUGUUUGUUUAGAUAAACUAUCACUAGAAUAUAAACAAGAUUUAAAUUUUAUAGGAUCUCUAGUCACAAUUAAUUUAAAUCUACAAUUAGCAAAACAAGUACGUUAGAUUGCGCUUUUUUCUCCAGCGUAUUGUUAUAAGAUGUUUUAAAUACUUCAGAUCAAUUGUAAAA